Arachis ipaensis is the source of this 3671-nucleotide messenger RNA. NCBI's taxonomy places the organism in Eukaryota, Viridiplantae, Streptophyta, Magnoliopsida, Fabales, Fabaceae. The record is from RefSeq and is a predicted model, not a curated record.
GCUUAGUAAUAAUAUUCUCCUACAAAAACGUAGAGAUCCAAACAUUUGGGUUUGUUAUAAACUAAUUUGAAAAAGUAAAUCACUAAAUCAAAUACAUCCUCAUUUUCUCAUUAUUCAAUCUUCAAUAUUGAAUAUUUACAAGGAAAUGUAAAAAAGUGAGAAACAAAGUAAGCACCUUAUGAUUCAAUAUCCAUAACCUUAUACUCAAUCACAUCAUUUUUCACAGUUCAUACAAUGCCAUCAUAAUUACCAUUAUUCCCUGAAUUAACCAAAAUUUUUCAUUCUCCAUCAUAUCUUUCAAAAAAUGACAACAACUUAUGGAACAAUCUCAGAAGAACUUGAUGUAUCAACACAUUCAAGCUUAGUAUUCUUUUCACAUUCGAAAGAGCGAGUUCAAUCGGGUUUAGGCACAACAAGACCAUGGAAGGAAAUGAUCCAAUCCUCUCGUCACAUGAACCUUCCUCGUUCAAUGCUUUCAGCAAUCCAAAGGGUCAACACAAACGCAAAGCAUUUUCGUGCAAACUACGUGAUAAUCAUAUUGUUUGUGCUUUUUCUUAGCUUAUUGGGACACCCCAUCUCACUGAUCAUACUAAUUUUCAUGAUGAUUGCAUGGUUGUUCUUGUAUUUCCUUCGAGACACACCUUUGGUGAUUCUAAGGUACGAGGUUGAUGAGAGGUUUGUUGUGAUCUGUUUGUUUUCGGUUACAGUUGGUUUGCUUGUUCUGACAAAUGUGACAUACAAUGUGCUUGUUGGAAUGUGUGUUGCUCUAUCUCUUGUUUUGGUUCAUACUUUGGUGAGAGACACAGAGGAUUUGUUCACAAUGGAUGAAGAGGUAGGGAUUGUAACAGCUACAAAACCAGGUGUUAAAGUUCCUCUAAGACAAGCUGCUUCCUCUUCUUUUACUUCAUCAUAGUACCAAAAUUAACAACAAAUUCUUUGCCUUUCUUAGGUUAUAGAUAGAGAGAUAGAUAGAAAAGAUGCCUUUUUUUUAUGUCUUUCAUUAUCCUCAUAUUUUUGGAUGAUCACAUAAUUAAAAAUUUUAUUUUAAAAAAUGUUUUUAUGUUUGUAUCUGCCUGUGUUUCUAUCUUGGUUGAUUUGGUAACUAAUUGUUUAAUCUAUGAAUAAGUAAAGGGAGCCAAUGACCUAAACGUACAAUGUGCACAAUGGAGGUUUAGGAAGUAUUAGAGAUAUGACCAUUAGUGUUACAUUGUCUUGUCAGGUUACGCUUUUGAGAUGAGUGGUUUCAUGAUAUGGUAUUAGAGUUCUAGAUCUAAAAGGUCAAAAGUUUGAUCCUUGGUGAAUCUCAAAAUCAGCUUAAGCUUUUGGGAUAAGCAUUGACUCCCUAGCAGUACUCUUAAUCUAUUUCUUUAAAAAAAAAUAUUCCCAUACAAAAUGAAAGAAUACAAAAAUAAAAGAGUGUCGCAAUAGAAUUUCUAUAUCCUAUAUAUGAUAUGAAUAUGCAUGCGAGUAUAAUUCUUCUUUAAGAAGUACAAAUGGACACUUACACUUAAAUGUGAUAUGGUAUUCAAAUACAAUUCAAUAGUAUGAAGUCAAUUCAUUUAGGCACGAGAUUCAUAUACACGUCUAUAUUUCUCUCAUAAAGUGCCCUCAAGUUCUAGCCUUGUCUUUAUGUAACUUGUGAUGACAUGACUAUAGAUCCCUUCACAUGUAGAUCAAAUUUCAUCAAUAUUACCUUCCUCGAUUCUUGUCUCAUAUUUAUCUCACCUUUACAGAAACAAACCUACCAACUAUAACUCCACGGCUGUGAAUAGAAUCAGCCCCACGAGACUUCGACUCUAACAAGUGGUUAAGGUCUUUAUGCUCACAGCUUUUCUUCAUAAACUGUGGUGACCAAGCACGGUUUCUACUAGCAUUUUUCCUUCAUAAUCCAUGGUAAGCAGCUGCUGUUUAUGUUCAAAGUUUCCUAAAUGUAAACCGUGACAAUCUCCCACGGUUUAUGCACAAAUUGAAAACUGUGGUUACAUACCACGAUUUACAUAAUAACCAAAAAGGACAUUCACGUAAACGAAUUGAAAAUGUUGCAUUUGAGUAAAAAAUUUUCACAAUCAUUUUAAUCAAGUAAAUUGCCCUUUUAAAAAUGUUGUGUGCGAAAGUGUAAGUGUGAGUGUGCAGGUAUUUGUGAUGUUGUAAUGUUUAAAAUUAGAUGUGUCUAAUUCAUUUGGAAAAAGAAAAAAUAAGUCUCAGAUCUUAAGACCAAAUUAACACCUCUAGAUAAUUCAACCUUUAAUUUUCACUCUGCUUUUCACCAGAAGUGUGUGAUCAUACAAAAAAGGGAACAUUUAUCAUUGCCUCCAUGCCCUUUACACUUUGAAUGAUUAUUAAGGGAGGAAAGAAAAAUGCUAAUUAGAUGGGAAUGAACUGUAGGAGGAUCCGAAAAACUUACAUAUACCUAAUCAUAUUCACUCAAGUUACGGUUAGUGGAUAAUAAUGAUACUAAUUCGAAUAAUAUAAAAGAUGCCUUGCAAACAAAAUUAUAAUUUAGAAGCUCUGGCACGUCAUACUCCACAAGCCACCAAUUGCAAUGCAAUAAGAGACGUGGUCCAAAAAGUACUAAUUUCCCAUACUUUAAUACCAUUAUAGAUCACAAUAAAAUAAAUAAAUAAACACCAUGCUUUACUUUUGAUAGGAUGACACGGAUAGCAACUAAGCUAUUUCUCUAACUUAACGCUUCAAAAGAAAAUAAUCACAAAACUUUGAAAAAAUGAAAAUAUUAGAAAAUGGAUCAAUAUCAAGAACUUUUGAAGUAAAUAUUCUACUAUGAACCAUUUGAUUGGAUUAAAGUAUUAAACACAGAUAUAUAGCUGUUCGGUUGUUUGUUGGAUCAGUUGAGGAGAGGUUGUUGGGAAUGAGGGUUCGAACCUGAAUGCGAGAGCUGAGGUGAGAAAAUGAGCUUGUAAAUCGUUGGUUGAUCAGCGGAUAGAGUCACCUACAAAGAUAUUCCAAUGUCAAAAUCAGUGUCUAUACGAUGAGGCGACUAAUAAUUAGGAUUACAAUGGCAUACCUGGAGCUCUCUCCCUUAUCUUCAUUCGUCCGAGUGGACUCCUAUCUCCUUAGGGCCCAACUCCUUUCAUAACUUUUGCCAGCUAUCGAGUCUUUCAUUGUUCGUGUCACGCGGAAGGGCAAGCGUCCGUUUGUUGGGUCGUGCGGGGGUCGCGUUCAAUUGGGCCAGAACAGUGCUCCUAAUACGUUAGAAUGUGAUACGCGUGACUCCGGGUCCCUGGACCACAGCCUCUACUCAACGCAAGUAAGCCAUCAUUAAUUUGGGGGAAUGGAUCCUCUUCAUUGUUAAAAAAAAUUGAGGGUGUAAAGUGUGAUCUCUAGCCUUUCAUUCUUCUCUCUCUCAUAUUUAUUAUUGAUCCCACUUAAAAAAUUAAUGGUGAGAGAUUACACUUUACUCUCUCAAUUGUUAAAAAAAAUUGAGAGGAUCCAUUCCCUUAAUUUGGACUUCUAGAGACUUCUUUGCAUGUGGGGGUUGCCCCAACGCUCGAUUUGAGAUCGUCACCUUAAUCGUUGUGCCUGGAGCAUUAAAUGUUUUUUAAAAGAGAUUUAAAAGCGUGUGGAAAGACCAAUUUUAUUCUUAAUCUUUCGUACUUCUCCUCCUUCAGUUACAAUUAUUUUUCCCACUUCAUUCUAUCAUUUUUUUUCUCUUU